Messenger RNA from Batrachochytrium dendrobatidis JAM81, 1608 nucleotides. RefSeq lists its product as uncharacterized. Lineage: Eukaryota; Fungi; Chytridiomycota; Chytridiomycetes; Rhizophydiales. The record is from RefSeq and is a predicted model, not a curated record. Gene Ontology annotation, cellular component: precatalytic spliceosome. Gene Ontology annotation, molecular function: protein binding. Bases 1 to 1608 code for a protein of 535 amino acids. Gene Ontology annotation, biological process: mRNA splicing, via spliceosome. The transcript is spliced from 11 exons.
AUGUCGCUGGAAAUCGAGGCUGCUGAGUACGCCUUUUUGUCAAUCUUGUCUAUUGCUGUUUCUAUUUCUUAUUCAUUUCUUAGUGUUAUUCGACUAGUUCAACAGUUUCUCAAAGAAAAUAAUUUAUUGCGCUCUCUUGCCGUUCUUCAAGAAGAAACAAAUAUUUCAUUGAAUACUGUAGAUAAUGCUGAAGCUUUUAAAGCGGAUAUCCUACAUGGAAGAUGGGAUGCUGUUCUUAAAACAUUGUCAACCAUCGCCGUACCUGCAAAAAAACUCAUUGAUUUGUACGAGCAGAUUGUCUUGGAAUUGAUUGAACUCCGUGAACUCGUGGCUGCAAGAUCACUACUGCGUCAAACAGAUCCUAUGCAUGUGCUUAAAGAAAUUUAUCCAGACAGAUAUCUUCAUUUAGAAACGCUUUUGGGUAAAUCUCAUGUCAGUUCUAGCGAGAUGUAUCCUAAUGGUGUCACUAAAGAAAAAAGACGCAAGGCUGUUUCUCAAUCGCUUGAUGCUGAGAUUGCUGUCGUUGCGCCAUCUCGCUUGCUUGCACUGUUGGGCCAGUCAAUAAAAUGGCAGACUUUACAAGGUAUGAUCCAGCCAGAUGCCGCAUUCGAUCUGUUUAAAGGAGUUUCUCCUGCCGCGCAUGCUGAAGAUGAUACUCCACCAUCCAUAGCAGUGUCAACUAUCAAGUUUCCAAAAAAACAAUAUGCAGAAGUCGCUACAUUUUCACCCAAUGGAAACUAUUUUGUUACUGGUACGAUUGAUGGGCUGAUUGAGGUUUGGAACUACAUUACUGGAAAACUGCGCAAGGAUUUGCCAUACCAGGCAGCAGGAAACAUCAUGCUUAUGGAAAGCGCUGUAUUGAGUUUGACAUUUAGUCGCGACAGCGAAUUGUUGGCGUCAGGGUCACAGGAUGGUAAGAUCAAGAUCUGGAAGGUGCAUACGGGGCAGUGCAUUAAACGAUUUCCAUUGGCUCACAGUCAGGGCAUAACAUCGCUGUAUUUUAACAACGACUCAACCCAGCUUUUAUCUGCUAGUUUUGAUGGAGUAGUCAAAAUUCAUGGCUUAAAAUCUGGUAAAACCUUGAGAGAGUUUAGAGGACAUGCCUCAUUUGUCAACAGGGCUGUUUUCUCUACAGACAUGUCUCGUGUAAUCAGCGGUAGCAGCGAUGGUACUGUAAAGAUAUGGGAUGCCAAAUCUGCUGAUUGUCUUGUCACGCUGGCACUGCAUAAUGGCAAACUGGCUCCACUUGGUGUUCAAAGCUGUACAGUCACUUCAAUUUUAUUAACACCAAAAGAUCCUGAUCAUAUCAUUGUUUCCAACGAGAGUUCUAUCGUGUACAUGAUUUCAAUCAAGGGAAAGAUUAUAAAGACUAUGAAGCUGGAAGCAGAAACCCCAACAGAUUUUAUCACUGCUGCUGUUUCCCAAAAUGGCGAGUUUGUCUAUUGCGCUGGCGAAGACGGAAAGAUAUACGCAUUUGGGACUGAAGGUGCUGCGUUGGUAUCCCAUUUUGAAGCAUCCAAAUCUGAAAUUAUUGGAAUGACACACCACCCAUUCUCCAACAUAUUGGCUAUAUACGCAGACAAUGGACUAGUAAGUAUGUGGAAAUAA